Molecule: messenger RNA, 1854 nt
Organism: Homalodisca vitripennis (glassy-winged sharpshooter)
Lineage: Eukaryota; Metazoa; Arthropoda; Insecta; Hemiptera; Cicadellidae
Exons: 3
Coding region: 1-1854 (617 amino acids)
Source: RefSeq, a predicted model, not a curated record
AUGCGCUCACUUAAUACGGGUUUUGAUGAGAUGUCUGCACUGACAACUGAUUUCGGUUUUGAUAUUUUCGGCGUCACAGAGUCUUGGCUUAGUCCAAGUACCCCCUCUGACCAUUACGAGAUACCUGGUUACACUCUCCUGAGAGCUGACCGAGCAGUUGGCACUGGAGGUGGCGUCGCUCUCUACAUUAAACAGGGGAUGGUCUUUGAGCGGAUCCAAAUAACGAGUGUUGAUCCAGGCAUAGAACUGAUUUCCUUGAUACUCAAGAUUAGAGGGGUUAAACUCUGUGUAGCCGUAGUGUACAGACCACCGCAUAAUGUUAAAUGGGAAGCAGCCAAAGAUAUGAAUAAUACGGAGGACAUAAACGCUUUUGUAACCUCCAAGAUCAUAGAUAUUUAUGAUGCACAGGCACCUCUUGUUACAAAAAGAGUGACAAAGAAAAAAGCCCCCUGGAGAAAUGAGGAAGUGAUCAUGUUAACAAAAUUGAAGAAUAAACUAAGGAGCAAAUUUGCAAAGAGUAGGCAGGAGUUUGAGUGGACGGAGUAUAAAAAAGCGAGAAAUAGAUUGAAUGGGGCUAUAAGAAACGCAAAAAAGAACUUCUUCGCAGAUAAACUGGCAGACUGUAAGGAUCCAAGAGCUUUUUGGAGGUGUCUGAAGCAAAGCGAUAUUGUUGGUAAAAAGAAUAAUAAUCUCCCCCCAAAAGCAUUUAAGGUCAGUGAAAUGAAUGAGUACUUUGUAAAUAUGGGAUCAUUCUAUCAAGUGAACGAAGAUCUGAUAAGUUCAUACAACCAAGAGAUAUACAAUGGCGAAAAAAAGAGUUUUGAAUUCAAAGAAGUAUCAGAGUAUGAAGUAAGAUCGGUAAUAAAUGAAAUAACCUCUAGAGCCGUUGGAGUGGACAAGUUAAGCAUUGCAAUGAUAAAAGCCGUCAGUCCAUAUGCCAUCGAAGCUAUAACUCACUUAAUGAAUACGUCAUUGAAAAAAGGGUUCAGAAAGAACCACAGCACUUGCACUGCAUUGCUGAAUAUGUUUGCAGAUGUUUUUGGGUCGAGGGACGCCGGCAGGUGUAGCUCUAUAAUCAUGCUUGAUUAUUCGCAGGCAUUUGAUUCCAUAAGCCAUAGUUUGCUCCUUGCGAAAUUGAAGCACUUCGGCUUCCAUGAGAGUGCAAUUGUCUGGUUCAAGUCUUACUUGGAAAAAAGACUGCAGGUGACGAAGCUGGGUACCGAUAUCUCACCUCCCCUUGAGAAAUUAAGGGGAGUGCCGCAGGGGAGCUGUCUGGGGCCCAUUUUGUUCACCCUUUACACUGCAGAUCUGUCCAACUGUGUAAGUCACUGCAAGGUGCAUGCCUAUGCUGAUGACUGUCAAUUGCAUUUUUCUUAUGAGUCAGAUUCCAUUAACCAAGUUUUCGCAGGGGUAAACUCUGAUCUGGAGAGAAUAGAUGAUUGGUCACGGAAGCAUGGUCUCAAGUUGAACGCUGAAAAAUGCAUGAUUCUUCAUAUUGCCCCGCCAACUGUCUGUCAAAAAAUCCUGCUUGGAGAUAUGCACGUUAAACUUGGUGACAAAAUGUUGAUGGUGAGUGAUACUGUCAAGACUUUGGGAGUGGUGCUUGACAGGGGCCUCACAUUCUCAGAUCACAUCACUCAUGUUUCCCAGUUGGCUUUAGGAAGGCUGCGAGGUCUGUACAGGUACCGAUCAAUACUGCCAGAAUCUGCUAAGCUGCAGCUGGUCCAGUCAUUAGUUUUGUCAGUGCUCUAUUACUGUUUUCCUGCAUACGGGCAACAGCAUUACCAGGGAGGAAAUGUCCCGAUUGCAGAGGCUGCAGAACACCGCAGUGCGCUUCGUUUACAACAUUCGUAG